AUGCCGCGUAUAAUAUUCAAUCGUUGGAAGCAUAGAUUAUUUCUAUUAUGUCUUUUUUUCAUUGGUUUUUUCUUUGGCUUUUAUUAUUGGCAAAUCAUUAUUCGAUAUCCUUGUUUAUAUUUUUCAUCGAAAUCGAAUAUAAUAAAAUCUAAUACAUUUUAUAAUCAUUUUCAAUAUCGAACUAUAAAAACAUGUGAAAAUGAACGAUCAAAUAUAUUUUUAACUAUUGCUAUUUUAUCAUCAUAUGAACGUUUAAUUGAUUAUUUACCAGCUAUACUUGAAACAUGGGUAUUAACAACAACAAAUGAAAUUGAAAUAAUUAUAUUUAUUGAAGAAAAAUCUUUUCAAUCUGAAGAAUUUAUUGAAAAAAUAUUUUUAAAAUUAAAUCAAAAUAUAAAAUCUUGUCUUUUUAUUGUUAAAUUAAAACAUGUUGAAAAUUCUUAUCCACCACAAAAAAAAAGUUUUUAUGCUAUGAAAUUUCUCUAUACAUUUUAUUAUCAACGAACAUCAUGGAUAUUACGUUUAGAUGAUAAUGCUUAUGUUAAUAUUCAAAAAUUAAUUCCAUGGUUAAAAUCAAUUGAUCAUCGACAAGCUUUAUAUAUUGGACAAGGUGGAACUGGAAGACAAAAUGGACCGGCUGUUCAUUUUCCACCAGGAAAAUAUUUUUGUAUGGGUGGAAGUGGAGUAAUACUUUCUCAACAAACUUUACUAGAAUUAGGACCUUGGCUUGAUCAAUGUUUUACAAAAGAACUUCUUACAAUUCAUGAAGAUGUUGAAUUAGGUCGUUGUAUAUUAACACAUGUUCAUAUAAGUUGUACCAAUGCAUAUAAUUCAAAAAAUUUCUUUUAUCAUCAUUAUGGUCCUCAAUAUAGAUUUGGAUAUGAUUUUACACCAUCAAUUAUUUCUCGUGCAUUUAUUCUUCAUCCAAUUAAUAAUCGAACUACAUUUCAACAAUUAUAUAAAUUUUCUAUUCGACAACAAGAAAAUAGUUCUUCUAAUGUAUGGAAAUCAUCAAAAAAUAGACAAAAUUAUGUUACUUUUGUAAAUUCAAUGGAAAUUGAUCUUACACGAGAUAUACAUUUUCAAAUAAUUGAUGCACGUUGGAGAACAUCUAUUGAAACAAAUGUUCAAUCUUAUAUUGAAAAUUUACAAAAACUUUGGUAUAAACGUUCAAGUAAUUGGACAGUUAUUAAU
Adineta steineri is the source of this 1194-nucleotide messenger RNA. The record is from the annotation of a GenBank genome assembly. NCBI's taxonomy places the organism in Eukaryota, Metazoa, Rotifera, Eurotatoria, Adinetida, Adinetidae.